AUGGCUCAAGAAGAACACAGCCAAAAGUGUAGUAAUAGUAGUAGUGGCGGUGGCAGUGGUGGCGGUGGUGGUGGUAGAUCUUCAAAAAAGUUGAAGCAAAAAAAGGUUCCACAAAGAGGACUAGGGGUUGCUCAACUUGAGAAGAUUAGAUUAGAGGAGCAACAAAAAAGAGAUGCAGCUUUACAAGCAGCUAGUGUUUUGUCACCCAAUUCAAUCAUUUCACCUAGUGACUCUGCUUCAUGUGUAGCUGUCCAAUGUCCCAAUUUUAGGCCUAAUCUUUCACCUUCUUCGAUCCCUCUGCCGCCACCACCACCACCACCAGCAACAACCGAUCUCUCUUCACCAAAAUCUACAUUUAGACCCUCCUCUUCGAUCCAAAAUGUUGAUCAUUUUCAUUCAAAUUCAGUUUCAUUGUCGAAACCACUGAAUGUGGGUAGAGGUGAGGUAGGUUGGUCACCAAUUUUGGGGCCAGAACAUGGUAAUUGUCCUAAAUUGUGGAAUGGUGAGUACAAUCUUGAAGGGGAGAGUCGUAGAGUUAAUCAUCAUGGAUUCUUUUUUGGGUCUAAUGUGAAUUUUCCUUGUGAAUCCAACUCCUCUAGUUGGCCUCUCCCUAGUAUGAUGCAAAGAUCACAACAGUUUCAUCAACAAUCUUCUUUAUCAAUGGUGAAUGUCUCAUCAUGGACUUCAUCAUCAUCUGCAAUGAAUUUUCAGAUGGAGCCCCCUUCAAACCAAAGUUAUUGUAGUAACAACUAUACACCCCUGUGGCUGGAGGAAGAGAAGAUGGUUGGCAUGAAGAGACCAUAUCCCUUUUCUCUUGACAAUCCACCAGGACUCUCUUUCCCUGGCAAAUUUCCUCCAACCUAUUUUGCUCCAGUCUCCAAAUCAGAUGAUUCAGCUUCAUGUGGUAAUGGAGACACACUUAAUAUUGAACCUGGCAAUCCACUUUUCAGGGAUGGUCCUCCAAGCUCAGGUGGGAUAUCUGAACCCAAUUCCAAGAAGGUAAUCAAAGACAAUGGAGAUUUUCUCACACUUGCCCCUCCUGCUAACUCUCUGCCACAUUUGAGUUCCAAAAACAACGAUCCUUCACCAUAUCUGGGAACCCAUUUUCGAGAAUUAUCCAACGUCGAAUCUCUACCUAAUCAAGGAAGCCCUGAGGAUCCAAUACAUAGGGGAGGAUCAUGUGGGUCAAGUCACCAAUCUUUCUUUAGCUUCUUCCCAUCAGCAACAGUAAGAAUUGGUGAAGCAGCAACCACCAUAAGCAACUGCAAUGGUGAAGAAGGAGAAAGGGUUGAUCUCAAUUUGAAGUUAUAAAAAGCUAGCUAGCUUAUUUCUAGUGGUGUUUUGGCAAGGCUAGUUAUUCCCCUGACUCUCUCUCUGUCUCUCCAGAAACCAAGCUAUAAUUAUUUUACUAUUUCCUGUAGUACAAACUCUCUCAAGCUUUACUGCACUGUAAGUUUAGUUGUACUUUUCAUUUUUGAGGCGUUUUUUGUUUAAUUUGCUUGGGUGGAGAAUUGAGAGUUGAGCAUCCCCAAUUGGUGACCACUUUUUGCAUGUGGAUUCUGGAGAUCUGACUAUGUUUUGCCAUGAUUUUGCUCAUGAGGGGUCCGGGGAAAUCUGUCUUCCAAUAUAUCUGCAGAUUGCUGAUGAAGGGGAUGCCCCCACAGAGAGAGAAGAGAAAGGGAAGUUGGGCCCCGCGGAAGAGGAGGGGGAGUUCAAUGAAUGAGGGGUGGGGAAAGGUAUCUUCCAAAUUAG
Messenger RNA from Ilex paraguariensis (yerba mate), 1752 nucleotides. The record is from the annotation of a GenBank genome assembly. NCBI's taxonomy places the organism in Eukaryota, Viridiplantae, Streptophyta, Magnoliopsida, Aquifoliales, Aquifoliaceae.